GCUUUAGGGCAAGUUUUGCGCAGCUUUUAUGCAGCAAAAUUCGUACAAAUGUUUAUUUAAUUGUCAGUUCGUAUGCAAACCAGUAAUAUAUAAUUUAUUGUUAAUUAUAACAGCAUAGAUGACAAUCUUAUAUCAAGUUGAUUUGUUAUUUGUGUGAAAUAAAGUGGUUCAGUGAAUGAACGCGCAAUGUAGAUGGUCGCGAAGGCUGUGUUUCACAACAGGAAGAGAACAGAAGGAUGACUGCUGUUGCAUUUUGUAGUAACAGAUUUAAACUUUGAAACGAAUACUAUAUUUGUUAAACAUACAGAAGACAGUGAUGGCUGCCAUAAUCACAGAAACACAAAGCAUAAAAGAAGCUGUGACUUUCAUCAACACAAUUGAACUGAAUAAGUUAUCCAGACUUCUUUCACGAAUUCUGCAGAAACUUCACCUGAAGGAAGAGCGCACGUUUAGUGAGGAGGAAGAACAGAAACUGCAGAGUGCUCUGUCAUUGGACAAGCAGGAUCUCAGUCUGGUGCUGGAUACAGCUGCCUUCAUUCUAGAACAGACUGUCUAUCAUAAUGUGAAGCCUGCAUCCCUGAAGCAGCAGCUCGAGAAAAUCCAUCUCUCCCCAGAGACGGCGGAGGCCUUCUGCCAGGCCUGGACCACUGUCGGCCCAGAUGUCGUGGAGAAGAUCAGGCAGAGGAUUUUUGCUCCCAAAAAGCUGGAACAUGUCGGAUGGCAGCUCAACCUUCAGAUGGCCAAGUCCACCCAAGCCAAGUUGAAGGAGCCACAUGCAGUGCUGGAGCUCGGCGUCAGAAAUGAGGAUUCUGAGAGUGUGGUGGAGAACGUGUUUGUGGAGUUCAGCCACCAGGAGCUUCUUCAGUUCUACAACAAGCUAGAGAUGGUCCAAGCACAGUUGGACUCCCUCACUUGAUGCGUGUGCCAUUCUAUUUUUACAUGAUUACAGCUAUGGAGGAAGCUGUGUUGUCAUUAAAGUUCCCCAUGCACACUGACAGGACACCUAUCAUAACAAUGUGCUGGUAUAAUGAGGGAGAUCUCACAUUUCCCUGUUUGUUUGUUGACUGCGAAUGAUGUGCGUGUGUAUAUAACUGUAAUCCAACUACAUUUCAUCCUUCAAUUUAACUAUUUUUCUACCUGUGUUUUCCGAUUUGCAACAUGAAUGUUGUUGUUGAAAAAUGCAGGCAAUGUUAUUUUUAUGGAUGUUUCUAUAUGACUGCUGAUGAAACGUUACUAAUGUACAAACGUGUCAAGACAUCAUGUAUAUGUAAUCUAAAGCACUAGAGGAAUAUAUCCAUUUUGUAAUCUGAAAAGUGGCAUCGUUAUUUAUUCUCCCACCUGUAGUUUCAUCAGAUAGGAGUGUAGCGACACAGUUCAAAUCUUCGUCUCCACAGUUAGCAGGACAGAGGUUCCUAGAUGGAGCACAUUAUUUUCAAUGAGCAUUACAAAAUGGAGCCAUAUUAAAUGUGCCAUUUAAAUGAACUGAAUUGUCCAACGGUCAAGAUUUCACCAAAACAGAUAGCUACAGGUUUUUCUCUGAAGGUCUCACAUUAUUCCUUCCUCCUCACGUAAUACCUGUCAAGUCCACAUCGCUCUGAACAAAAGAAGAGGAAACCGUUGUCCCCCUCCGCCCCCAAUAAAACACUUAACGGCCUUGUAUCACAUUUAUGGAGAUUUCUAUUGAGCAAAGUUUUCAUUUCAAUUAGCUGUUUCCUACUAAACAAUUAUGUAGCCUUUGGUUCUUUUUGUAUCAACCUUAGCAGGCAGUGUCUGUGUCAAUGUGGUAAUAGGCAUGUGGAAUGGGCUCUAAAGCCGCUGUAAAACGAAUGAGUUAGUCACUCACUUAAGAGUAGGUUCUGGCAGCUGCGCCAUGCUUCUCUGCCGCAGGCAGGACAAGUUGGAGAAUAACUGAAAAAUAAAUAAAACCUUUGCUCUACUUUCGUCCUCUUUGAACUCUGGAGUGAAGAUACCAGGCGGUGAGCACUCUGAACCUGAUGUUGAAAUGCAAAAUAAAAAUACACAAAUAAAGUCACCUCUCUAGAAAACCUC
This is a messenger RNA of Coregonus clupeaformis (lake whitefish), 2049 nucleotides long. RefSeq names its product COMM domain-containing protein 10. The record is from RefSeq and is a predicted model, not a curated record. The coding region runs from base 317 to 916 and encodes 199 amino acids. NCBI's taxonomy places the organism in Eukaryota, Metazoa, Chordata, Actinopteri, Salmoniformes, Salmonidae. The transcript has 7 exons.